This is a messenger RNA of Ogataea angusta, 1173 nucleotides long. RefSeq lists its product as uncharacterized. Gene Ontology annotation, cellular component: mannan polymerase complex. The record is from RefSeq and is a predicted model, not a curated record. Gene Ontology annotation, biological process: protein N-linked glycosylation. Lineage: Eukaryota; Fungi; Ascomycota; Pichiomycetes; Pichiales; Pichiaceae. Gene Ontology annotation, molecular function: alpha-1,6-mannosyltransferase activity. The coding region runs from base 1 to 1173 and encodes 390 amino acids. The transcript has 2 exons.
AUGGGCGCGGUGCUCGGUCUUAUUUGGCCCGGCACCAAAAAGACCCAAUCCAUGAAGCGAAAACUAAUCAGAGGUAAAUAUGUGUGGUUGAUGGCCAUAGGUAUUUUCCUCUUUUUCGAGGUAGCCUUCCAGACGUCGUACUCCACCUUGAAACUUGCUGCCAACUCUCCCACCUUCCAUCAACUAAGUUUCCUAACCAGCUUGAAGUCCACCGACGGCUUGUCUGCUAUCGAAAGAAAACUGCUAGCUGCAUUCCCGUUUGAAGAGACCGAGCCCGAGAAAAACCUUUUUCAGCUCUGGGGCGCAGAACCUCAGACAGGCGACCUCCCCGCGGAAGUGACCCAGAUGGUGCUUGAGUGGAGCUCUGAAAACCCAUCCCAUGUGCACAAUGUCCUUGAGGUUCCUCAAGCGGAAGCCAAGGUGGAGGAAGUGCUCACAGCCACCGUUCCAGAGGUCUGGGAUGCAUACAAACGACUGCCCCACGCUCGCCACAAGUACGAGUUCCUCAAGUACCUGCUGAUAUAUCUGUUUGGGGGAACUUACGCCGACAUUUAUGUUAAGCUACAUAAGCCUAUUGACAAAUGGUACCGUCCACGAAUGAUGUUCGGGCGUGUCUACGUUGGGAUUCUGGGCGACUUAAACGAGCCAGACUACGACCAGCAUCUCAACAGACGUCUCACGUUCUCCACCAGCGUGUUCCAGGCCAGGUCUCGGCACCCAUUUUUGGCAAAAUUGAUUGGCCGUAUAUCGCAAAUUUCGUUGCAACAGAGCAAGCAACUAAAAAAGAUCGAUUGGGAAACAGCUUCCCAAAAAUGUGACUCUACCGGGGAGCCCACCGUCUCGUUCACAGGACCGUCAGUCUUUACAGACGCCCUCAUGGACUACCUAAACAGUAUUCCAAAGGCCGUUCAUGCCAGUGUCGCAAAACCAUUGCACAACUUGAUAGUCGGACCCCCGGUGCCCCAAUCGCAACGGUUUUCGUACAAAAAGUUUACACAGAUCCAGGCACCCUCGCAGGUCGAGGAUGUGGUGAUCUACCCACAGGUGUCGUUCCAAGGCCCGCUCGAUAGCCAAGAGUACGACUACUCAGACUAUUUCUACGCGCAACCCAGCAAUUUUUCAAAGUGGGGGUACAGAUCAAAUUUGGGCUUGAAAACUCCGAAAUCUGGCUGA